UAACAUUAUAAAGGAAAAAAAUAAGACAGCAUCGCUUUCUCGCUGUUUGGAUCUGCUGUCUUGACAAGCUUUUGUUAGCCCAAAAAAUACGGAGCGCCGAACGAGAUGAGGACCUAGACGCUUUUAUUGGAGAGCAGUUUUUUUUUUUUUACCUUAUCUAUUAAAGAGAAAAAAUAUAUACACACGUACAUAUAUAUCCAUAUAGGCUUUAUAUACAUAUACAGAGAUAUAUAGGCUAUAUUCUAUACAGUACAGGUGAAAAAAAAUGAAACUUUUGUUUUUUUGGACUUGGUUGCCAUGCCUCUUGGUGUUCAGCUUGUGUCUGGGCUGCGAGUGCGGCGCUCUGAGAAGGACAGGAAGGUCUAAGAGAGACUUGGUGCGCGCAAGAGAGGCUGCUGGUGGAGUCUCGCCCGGAGCGUGCGGCACGCGGCUGCCGCGGGGCAAGCGCUCUGUAUCCGGAACGCGUUCCGCUCGGCCGGGGGAGAGCGCGGGCGCAGCGCUGCGCCGCAACAGCGUCUACUUCAGCGGCAGAGGAGAUCAGCUGCGGCUUAAACCCAGCAUGGAGGUUCCGCGGGGUAAUUUUACCCUGGAGAUGUGGAUAAAACCUGAGGGUGGUCAACGCUCUCCAAGUGUGAUCGCAGGGCUCUAUGACAAAUGCUUCUACGCAUCCUGUGAUCGAGGCUGGUUACUCGGCAUCAAACCAGUGAGCGAUCAAGGAAACAGGGACCCUCGCUUCUUCUUCUCACUCAAAACAGACCGAGCACACAAAGUUACCACAAUCACCUCCAAUGCUCCCUACUCCCACAACCACUGGCACCAUCUGGCUGUCACCUACAAUGGCCUCCACAUGAAGCUUUACCUGAAUGGGGCUCAAGUUGCUGUAAGCCGGGAGCAGUCCGGGGAAGUGUUUAGCCCUCUCACCAAAAAAUGCAAGGUGUUAAUGGUAGGUGGAAAUGCUCUUAAUCACAACUAUAGAGGGACACUGGAGUACCUGAGCCUUUGGAAAGAAGCACUGGGCCAGCACAAGAUCAUUCAAUACAUGCAGAGCCCACUACAUGAUUACCACAAUGACCUUUCCCAACUGAUCAUUUACGAGAAUUUUGAAAAUCCAUCUCGGAAGUGGCUGACAGUGAAAGACGGGAGCUUUCCCCAGAUGGCGAUUUCUGACCGCACGUUGACAGCUAACCUUGGUGUCUCUGUGGAAACUGCAUUGGUUCCUCCACCAUGUGGACAGAUGAUCUGUGACAAUGUGGAAGUUGUGACAAACUACAAUCGAUUAUGGACCUUCCGCAAGCCUAAGACGGUGCGAUACCGCUUGGUGAACGUGUACGAUGAUGACGGACGCUGGCCAACAGUUACAGAGCACCAGAUCAACCUCCAGCACCAACAUCUAAACAAAGCUUUCCGCAUCUACAACAUUACCUGGGAGCACACCGUGCACAAUGUCUACAACUCGUCCCUGCGAAACCGCCUGGUCCUGGCUAACUGUGAUAUCAGCAAAGUGGGUGAUGAGGAGUGUGACCCAGAAUGCAACCACACACUUACUGGUUUUGAUGCAGGCUACUGUAGGAGGCAAACCAUCAUCUGUGCUGAGCACAAAAUCGGGAACAAAGUCUGUGAUCUUGAGUGUAACUUGGAUCAUUUCAACUAUGACCAGGGUGACUGCUGUGACCCCAACAUUACAGAUGUCACCAAAACCUGCUUUAAUCCAGCAUCACGCUACAGGGCCUACAUGGAUGUGAAAGAGUUGAAAGAGAUUUUGCGCCUGGAUGGCUCCACACACCUUAACAUCUUUUUUGCCAUCGCCACAGAUGAAGACUUAGCAGGCGAAGCAACAUGGCCUUGGGAUAAAGAUGCCUUAACACAUUCAGGUGGGAUUGUGCUGAAUCCCUUGUUCUAUGGCACGUUUGGACAUACCCACACUAUGAUCCAUGAGAUCGGCCACAGCCUUGGACUGUACCAUGUCUUCAGGGGGAUUUCGGAAAUCGAGUCAUGCAACGAUGCCUGUCUGGAGACAGAACCCUCAUUGGAGACUGGGGACCUGUGUGCGGAUACAAACCCCACACCAAAGUACAAGUACUGCAGAGACCCAGAUCAUGGAAAUGACACAUGUGGCCAGCGGCUCUUCAAGCACACUCCAUUUAGAAAUUAUAUGAGUUAUGCUGAUGAUGUCUGCACAAAUUCCUUUACAAUGAACCAGGUGGCUCGGAUGCACUGCUAUUUAGAUCUGAUCUACCAAUCAUGGAGGACUGAGACGAAGCCAGCUCCAGUUCCUCUAGCCCCUCGACUGAUGGAGCAAGGGCAAGACUCUCUCACACUGGAGUGGUUCCCUGUACUCACUGGUCAUUACUUUGACAGAGAAGUGGGAUCCUUAUGUGACAAAUGCACUGAAGGAAGAGUGUUUCUCCAGUAUGCCUCAAACUCAUCUUCCCCAAAACCCUGCGUUCCAUCUGGACACUGGAGCCCACGUGAGGCAGAGGGUCCACCAGACGUGGAGCAGGUGUGUGAACCCAGUGUGCGUACCUGGAGUCCCCAUGCUGGACUGGACUCCAGAAGUGUGGGUUCAGCUUCGUGCCCUCCUCAAGGCUGCAUGCUCCAACUGAACUUCACCUAUCCACUCGUGCCAGAUUCUCUUACUGUCUGGGUCACUUUCUUCUCAGCAGACGAGAGUGACCUGGCUGCCAUCCACAACAUCCUGCUACUGACAAUGAGUGGCAGCAAUGUGUCCUUGGGUCCACAGAGCAUCUUUUGCGACAUGCCGCUGACACUGAAGCUGUCUGUGAAUGAGCAAGUAUAUGGUGUUCAGUUCUUCACUAUGGAUCAGCACCUGGAGAUCGAUGCCACAAUGAUGGCCUCCAAACCAGGACAUGCACUCUGUCAGGCAUGCCAACCCCUGCGUUAUAGGCUGACUCGGAACCCACCUUUCAGUCACGCGCCUCAAGGAGUGGUGCUCAUUGAGCCUUCAAGGAGAUUUAUAGACAGGGACAUACAGUCUGGUGAGACGUAUACAUACCAGGUGCUGACUGUUUCCAAGAAUGCGGAAAGUGAGCCAUCUCCUGCUCUUGUACAUAAGCUGGGUUCACCGUACUGUGGAGAUGGACUCAUUCAACAUUUUCUAGGGGAGCAGUGUGAUGACAUGAACUUUGCCAAUGGAGAUGGCUGUUCCAAUCAGUGCAAAAAGGAACCUUUUUUCAACUGUGUUGAUGAGCCAAGUCUUUGCUACUUUUAUGAUGGCGAUGGCCUUUGUGAGGACUUUGAGCGGGAAACAAGCGUGAGAGAUUGUGGGCUCUACACACCCAGUGGUUUCCUGGACCAGUGGGCCACAGGGGUGGAGGUUUCCAAUGAGCACAGAGUACAUUGCCCUGCAGAGGUGGCUGCUGGGUACCCUGCUGUGACAAAGAGCUGUCUCUCGAAGGUGUUUGACUUGUCUGAUGGUGGGGUAUCUCAGUACGCCUGGUUUCCGUGCGAGGAAUCACAUCGCCACAGCUGGAAUACCCAGUACAGAUUAAAGGCGUAUUAUUCUCACCCAAUGGUUGCUGCUGCUGUCAUUAUACACCUGGCUGCAGAUGGGACCAUCUACAGUGAUCAGUCCCAGACCAAUGUCACAGUCCAGCUGCUGGACACCAAGGAGCAGCUCCACAAUCUCGGUGAAUGGCGGCUGAGUUGCAGGAACAACCCUCUAGUGAUCCCUGUGAUUCAUGACCUAAGCAUUGCUUUCUACAGAACCAAAGCUAUUGUGGUGAGCUUUCGCUCAUCCCUGGUGGCCAUUUCUGGAAUUGGGCUGCGUUCCUUUCAGUAUUUUGACCCCAUCACAAUUAGUGGCUGCCAAAGCAAUGAGAUCUACAACCCCAUGGGUCAAAGUUGUGUACACUACUCAUGCGAUGCCAUCGACUGUCUCAAGCCUAUGGUACACAACGCAGAAAUGAAGUGCAGCAGUCCAGGUUAUUUCAACGGUGUCCGCUGUACCGUCACCUGCAACCGUGGAUACACUCUCAAAAUCCACAGAGAUGACGAAAUUAUCAAAACGCAGUUGGACUCUAUGGCCACCCUGACUUGUGCUGAUGGGAAAUGGAACAAACAGGUGUCCUGUGAACCAGUGGAUUGUGGACGCCCAGACAAGUACCAUGUACACCCAGCUAAUUUCAGCUUCACUCAAGGCACCACCUAUGGCAAGAAGUGUACUUUCCAGUGUAUGCACCCAGCCCAGUUAAUAGGCAGCAAUAACGUGUUGACAUGUAUGGAGGAUGGCAUGUGGUCCUUCCCAGAGGCUAUGUGUGAGCUGCGCUGUCCCAUGCCUCCUUCCAUCCCCAAUGCUAUUCUGCAAACUAAACGCUGCAAUGCCAGUGGCCUCAAAAUCGGCUCUUUCUGCAAGUACAAGUGCAAACCGGGCUACCAUGUGCCUAGUGCUGACAACCCCAAAAGACGCUCAUUUACGCGACAGUGUACAGAGAACGGUACCUGGCAACUGGGCAUGUGUGUGCCAGUGACGUGCGAGCCACCACCACCAGUCUUUCACGGCAGCUACCAGUGUACUAACGGUUUCCAGUUCAAUAGUGAAUGCUGGAUGAGCUGUCCCGAGGCCAAACGCAUGACAUCCUCCACCACUGUGAUCCGGUGUAGAAAGGACGGGAACUGGACUGGUUCAUUCCAGCUUUGUCCCCAGCUAAAAGGCCAUUGCUCCCUCCCUCAGAACCUGAGCCCAGACAUCAACCUCAGCUGCAGCAGGGGGCAUGGCAUCGGGGAGCAGUGUGAGCUGACGUGCAGAGACGCUGGUAGCAGUGUGGUGCUCCUUCCCAGGAAUUUAUCUGUGAAUGCCUUAGUGAAAGAUCACUGGAGAAACCCCAAGAGAAUUAAGAGUAUUGUAUGCACAAUUGUGCUGAAGUGGUAUCCAAGCCCAGACAUUCUCCAUUGCAUAAAAGGUUGUGAGCCGUUCAUGGGUGACAACUACUGCGAUGCCAUCAACAACCGAGCGUUCUGUAACUACGAUGGUGGAGACUGCUGUCAUUCCACUGUCAAAACUAAAACGGUGAUUCCAUUCCCCAUGUCUUGUGACACCAAAGAAGACUGUGCAUGUCGAGACCCUAAUGCACAGGAAAACAAUAAAGGGAUUCGACACCGUACGCUGGGCUGAGGCUGGGCCACUGGAGGUCUGCCGGUACCCAAACGGGGAAAAAAACAAUAAAACAAAAAACCUUUCUCUCUCCAUGCUGCUUACUAGAGGGCCAUUCCACUCAUGCUGCACCCUGACAUGCCUGCCGAUGAGCCCCUGCCCACUAUGGUAUGCCGCUUAACAACCAAAACAACACACUACAAUAUAAAAUGCUAAAUAGGGUUCAGUUGUGGAUGGAAAGUAACGCAUUUUAGGAACAAGCUCAAUAAAAACAAACAAACCAGAAAGAUCAUCAGUACAAGCUGGACACAAGCCCAAACUUGACAGUUUUAUUGUUUUCUAUUCCAUAAUCAUUUUAUGUAUGGCACAAUUGCAGCAAAAUAGAAUGCAGAAGAGAGAAAAUAGGUUCAUGCUUUCAUUGUUUUGUUUUGUUUUUAAGAGAAUCCAUUUCUUAUUAAUAUGGCCAACAGGAAGCAGGAAAAUAAUGACAAGUAAAGCUUGCAGUCUUGAAAAUUCCAAAGAUGACACUUCUGAGCAAUUGAUUUAGCUAUUCAUAAAAAAAAAAAAAAAAAUUCUCCCACCCACAUCUAUAAAUUGUCCACUGAUAGGUUUAACAACAAAUGGUCUGCUACAGCAUAGGACAAGUCCAAUCCUCUUUAAAGGAGACUAGCACUUCCGAGGCAUUUUGACAAGAGGGUUUCAAGAGCCAAAAGCAGCACUGAACUGUGCAAAACAUAGGAAACAUGACGAUGUCUCUCCAUGAUGCAUCGGACGAUGUUACAGGGAAGCAAUAAAUCAGCGAAAAGAAAACCUGUAAAUCAGCAAGAAAUGUACACACCUGAAUCUUAAGAGUAAUAAUUCUUUUUUUAUUAUUUGUUUGAAGGAAUGGGUUUGUUUAAAGAGACAUUCAUUCCGUAAAACCAGUUCUAGAGGUGUGUAAUUGAGACCAAGAGAUCAAGAGAAGGGAGAUAAAAACAGAAAUCAUGGCUGAUGGUGCUAGAUUUCUUGCUUGAGAUCUCUCUACAGAGUGUGUACAAGGUGUAAAACCAAUUUUACCUCCUCCUGCCAUAAUCAAGCUAUUAAACACAGAUUUAUUCUUACUGUAUUUAUCAGACAGCAGGAUUACAUAUUACAUAUAAGAUUUAUAUAUGCAUUAUAUCUUACAUCUAGGAUUUUUAACUAUAUUUAAUAUAUUUGGCCUUAUAACAUAUUGUUUUUAACAAAAUCUUACACAAUAAUAGCGUACUGUCACACCAAGCAUAACAUACGAAACUAGAAAUUUAAAGGUGCAUAAAAAGUUUUGUCUGAGAGAUACGCUGCUAUGAGACCUGCUGACUGAUAGUAUUGUGCUGAGGUAGAUGCAAUAUGCAUAUCCUUUAUUUGACUUUAGCUAGAGUUGCAGCGUAUUUGAGCGUUAUUUGACUAAACCAGUUCAAAAGUUAUACGGUAUUCAAUAACAAUUAUUGACAUCCGUUGUCAUUAUGCCACCCUGACUACAGUAUUCCAACUAAUUUGACAGCUCUAUGAAGUAAACUUUAGACAGAAUCACAAUCAAAUGUAUCACAGUUGACCGGUAAAAUACAAGCAAUGUCAUGCAGAUGCUCCAUAAAUCUCUAUUUUCAGGUAACCAGAAUGGCCAUAAGUAUGAACCUGGUUAGGGAAGGUCAAAAAAUACCCUAAAUACACUCAGCAGUAGGUAUUAUCACAAAUUAUAAUGGCAGUUAGUCCACUUAAAAGUGAUUUUUGCUAGAUUUUAGGAGUAAACAUUAUACAGUUACUUAUUUGUAAGCAUGUACAAUUAAUUUAUUCAAUCAUUUGUCUUUAUUAACCACUUUAUUCUAAUCAGGCUUGUGAUGGAUCUGGAGCCUGUCCUGGAAAUGUGACAAAACUACACCAUGUAUAUAUAGUAUACCAGUCUAUUCCAUAGAAUACUUUAUCAUAGACAGUCCACAAGUUAUGUUUUUAGAAGAUAUAAGGACACCAGAUAACCCCAGUGGAAACCAUACGGACAUGGAGGAAAGAACUCCAAACAGACAGUAGCUGUCAUUCCUGAAGCCUGUUUUAUCUUCCAGAGUGACAUACUGUCGCAAAAACAUGGUACCAAUUUGUACAAGAUUUAUUCUAGAUGUUCUAUUUGUAUCUCUGCAAUAUUGAGCGCAAAAAAAACCCCCAAAAAUCAAAAAUAAAAACAACUGGUCAUAGUUCUCCUGUUAGCAUCAGAGAUUUUUUGUAGUCAAUAGCAAAUUAAGUCAAAAGUCAAGUCUUUGCAGUUUGUGUCUACGCAUUAAAACAAUUGAGAAAAAAAAAGGGUUGUAACGUAUAGUCUAAAUUUGAAAGUACUCCUAGUACUGUAUAUAAUCAGUAUACAGUGUAUAUAUAGAUCAAUGUUCAUUCCUAUGAGUUCAGAAACUAAUUUCAGGGUUUAAUCACAUCUUUUUGAAGCGAUCAAAUGCCAUUAAAGGGUUAUAUUUCAAAUAUUUAGUAGACUGGCCUGUGCCUGCAUUUUAAAGUAAUAUCUUGUAGUGCUACAUGCCCCUUCUAUCCAUCCGUGUGCACAGUCACAAUAUGACCUCAUCCAGCUGCCGAAUGGCACAGAGACAUUUAUCUUGCACAGCGUCCAUGAACCUUGCCCCCCCCCAACACACACACACACACGCGAACACACUGCGGCUUCCUCUUGUGCAUCUGUUACUGAUAAUGUGGGAACAGCAGUAGAUGUUGAUACAUAGCUGCGUAAAUGCAGGACUGCACAUUCAGCACAGACUGGCUGUGUCAGUUCAGCACAUGAUCUCGGCAAAUACGUUUUUAUGGAAAUAUCUGGAAGUAACUGUGACAACAGAAAUAAAUGGGAUAGAUUGUCUUGGGAUCGAUGUAGUUUGUAGGAAAUUUUUAUUAUGUCUUUGGAUUCGGUGGUGCAUUCUUAAACUGUAUCAUUAAAAUUCUGUACUGUUUUUUUUUUAAGCAUUGACCUCAGUUACUGCACUUGUCCUUGUAAAGUUGUUUGUCAAUGAUUAAAAAAGCUUACGAAAAAAAAAAAAAAGAUAUAUUUAACAUACAAAGGCUGCUAUGGUCAGACAGGUAAACUGUACGUGAACUAAAAUUCGUAGAGUAGUCCAUCAAAAUGUAAUUCUUUUUGGUCCUUUUUUUAUAUAAAUAUUACCACCGAAAUGUAAAGGAAAAAAAAAAAACGUAAGAAAAAAAACACUUCAGCUUUAUCCCCACUACAGCUAACCUAUAGAACAACCCUAGCACUGGUAGAAACCGCAUGGUAAUAAAAAGAGUGAAAAGACCAUGUAGGUAGGGCAGUAGAGUAGUGAGCUACUUUUUUAGCAUUCAAACUGUUCUCAAUUUAUCAGUAUACCAUGCGAUAUUAAAGUCUUUAUAAAUGUGUUUAUCCUCAGUGUUAGACUGUAUGCUAUUGAACGUAAUACAAAAAUACUGCUGCUUUAUUUAUAUAUAUAUAUAUAUAUAUAUAUAUAUACAUACAUACAUACAAACAUACAUACAUAUAUAUAUAUAUAAAAUGUAUCACUUGGAGAGAGUGCCUAGGACAAAUGCCAGUUCCCAUGUAUCUUCACGAAGCAGUAUCAAAACCGGGUUGCACAUCACACUUCUGUUCUUUUUUGCAGUAAAUGUUUGCUUUUAUUUUCUGCCAAAAAAGAUAUGUAUAGCUUGUAUUUUUAUUUUUCUUUAAAGCCAUAAAAGUCUACAUUGAAACAAGUGAAGCCUGAUGUAAAUGUCUGAAGAGAAACCAUUUUCUACUGUAAAGUCAACAGGAUCCUUUUGCUGUACCUCAUGCUUGGAAUGUUUGCUGCUUCUACUUAUUCAGUAUUUGAGUAAUUUAAGUCACUUAGCAAUAUACAAUGUUGUAAAUAAUAUAAUUAUUUAUUAAGAAUGUGGUUGCUUUUUUUUAAUUUAUAUUUACACAGUGUUCAUUUAAGUUAUUUUUGUAUGUCUCUGAUGUAAACAUUACUUGGUGUUAUUAAAAGUUUGUGAGUUUCCCCCUCUUCCACUUUUUCACUCUCUCUCUCUCUCUCUCUCUCUCUCUCUCUCUCUCUCACUCUAUCUCUCUCUCCGUCAGUUUUAAACAGACUGAAGGAAUGACCCGUCUCGACAGAAAUGUUGCUCGUCUUUAAGUAAAAUGUUAUAGAAAUGUCAGAUGGGAAAAGCUGCACAAAGCUCCCCUUUUGCGCCAUUGAAGUCUCGACCUGUUUUAAAUUCAACGUGCGUAUUCAAUUGGGGGGGGAAUAUUCGAGGGCGCGUCGGUUUCCUGUGGCCGCUUUACAGACAUCCACUUUGAAAAGAUCAGGGACUGAAGGUUUUCAUGUGAUUUAAUGUAAAUUCUUGAAAACACACGAGAAAAGCAGAGGAAGGCUGAAGGCGGAUUAGCAGAUGAUAUUUGGCUGCAUAUAGACCUAGACAAGCCCUUGUGCAGUUUCCCAGAGUGAAUCGAACCUCUAACAAUCAUUGGACUGAAUUUUAUGCCUUUCUUUUUUUCCCAGAUUAGGUUAUCGAUAUAUUUUAGGUUUUAUUUAUUGAAAUUUUAAGUAUGCGUUCUAACAGUUUUAACAGUACCAAAAGUAAGGACAUAGUAACUUGGGGUGUCUUUAAGGCCAUUUAAGGCAUUAAACCAAUUAUCAAUUAUGUUCAUUUGUCUUUACUGUUGGUUAAAAACGUGAAGAGCACAUAUAAAAAAUUAUGUCAUUCAAACGCACUCCACAGAUUAGUAUCCAAAGACUCUCAAAUAAUUAAUGCUAAAAGUCUGCUUUGAGCUCAUGUUCUCAUAACUUCAAAUAACAAUAGAUUAGGUGAUGUCCACAUAUUGAUAUUUCUAUAUUUAAAAUUAUUUAACAAAAUGACAGAUUUUAAAAUGUAACAGUCAAACCAACAUGUUUACAUCAAUCAAGAGGAAAUACUUCAUGCCCUUGUGUUCAACAUCAUGUAUGCAAAAUCUUAUAAUAAAAUUUUUUUAUUUAAGAUUUUUUUUAAGGAUUUAAAAAAAUCUAUAUGCAGUAUAUUACAAAAGUGAGUAUACCCUUCACAUUACAGCAACCGGUUUAUUAUAUGUUUUCAAAGGAAGAAUACUAUAGAAAUGAAACAGAUAUAUUUUAGAGCAGUCAAUGUGCAGCUUUAUAGCAGUACAGGUUUACACAGCCCUUAUUGUCUAAAUAGCUGGCAAAAAAAGUGAGUACACCCUAAGUGAACGUUAAAACUGUGUCCAAAGUGUCAAUAUUUUGUGAGUACCAUUGAUAUCUAGCACUGCCUUAAUCCUUCUGGGCAUGGAAUUCUGGGAUCAUUUUCCACUUUUUAUUUUAGAUGAUGGAAUCCAUGUUACACUCAAUUAACUGCAGCUCCCCAGUAACCAGCAGCACUCAUGCAGCCCCAGACCAUGAUGCUAUCACCACCAUGCGUGACUGUAGGCAAGACAGUUUUCUUGGUUCUCCUCACCAGGGUGUCGCCACACAUGCUGGACACCAUCUGGGCCAAACAAGUUUAUCUUAGUCUCAUCAGACCACAAGACAUGGUUCCAGUAAUUCAUGGUCUUGGACAGGUGUUCAGCAAACUGUCUGUGGGCUUUCUUGUGAGGCAGCUUUAGAAGACACUUCCGGCCAUGCAGACCGACUUGUUACAGUGUAGGCGUAUGGUCUGAGCACUGACAAGCGGACCUUCCACUUCUGCAGCAAUUAUCCAACCUCUAAAGCAAUUAUGGCAGAACUUAUAAUAACUCGCAUAAUUUUUUUUGUAGAUUCUGCACCUGACACACAGUACAAGGACUCAACGUCUUUGAUGGGCCCUUGCGAGGUCUGUUCAGCGUGGAACCCUUCUUUAAAAACCUCUGUAUGACCCUGACCACUGUAAUGUAACUCAGUUUCAGGGUGUUACUG
Silurus meridionalis is the source of this 10995-nucleotide messenger RNA. It is a transcript of the gene pappab, whose product is annotated as pregnancy-associated plasma protein A, pappalysin 1b. Bases 266 to 5131 code for a protein of 1621 amino acids. The record is from RefSeq and is a predicted model, not a curated record. The transcript has 22 exons. Gene Ontology annotation, molecular function: metallopeptidase activity. NCBI's taxonomy places the organism in Eukaryota, Metazoa, Chordata, Actinopteri, Siluriformes, Siluridae.